AUGCCUUCUAUCGAUGUGAUGCUCCCGCCGGGGCAACCACACGAAACGUCUCCAGAAGAGCCUCAAGCACCCCCAGCUCCAGUUAUUGGCAUUAUUUAUCCACCACCUGAAGUUAGGAACAUUGUUGAUAAGACUGCUAGCUUCGUAGCUAGAAAUGGGCCAGAGUUUGAAGCACGCAUCAGACAAAAUGAACUUGGGAACCCAAAGUUCAACUUUCUUAACUCUGGAGACCCAUAUCAUGCUUACUAUCAGCACAAGGUGAAAGAAAUAAGGGAAGGAAGGGGCCCUGACACAGCUGUUGGUCCAAUUGGUCCUCCAAUUCAGCGACCUGGUCUUGCUCCGGCCACUGCUGCUCGCCAACAAGAACUCCUUAAAGCCGCCGCGCCAGCUGAACCUCCACCACCACGCGAUCCACCUCCAGAUUUCGAAUUUAUUGCUGAUCCACCUUCCAUCUCAGCACUGGAACUUGAUAUUGUCAAGUUAACUGCUCAAUUUGUUGCCAGAAAUGGCAGACAGUUCUUGACCGAUUUGAUGAAGAAAGAAGAGCGCAAUCAUCAAUUUGAUUUUUUGCGCCCUCAACACUCUCUUUUCCAAUAUUUUACAAGGCUUUUGGAACAAUACACCAAAGUAUUAUUGCCACCCAAGGAACUGGUUUCGAAACUGAGUGGUGAAAUACGUAGCGGAGUACUAGAACAAGCUAGAAGUAGAGCUGCUUGGCAUUCGCACCAAGCUAGACGUAAAGCAGCGGACGAGGCAAGAAUUGAAAAAGAAAGAUUGGCAUAUGCAUCAAUUGAUUGGCACGACUUUGUCGUUGUGGAAACUGUUGAUUACCCAGCGGGAGAACCCGGUGAGUUCCCGCCACCGACAACUCCAUUAGAGGUUGGUGCCCGAGUGCUAGCUCAGGAACGAGGUGAAGAUAUCACUCAUGGAAAUGAAGAGGACGAUACUGAGAUGCAGUUGGAGUCUGAAACAGAAUCUGAGUCAGAUGAUGACCUAGCUGAGAUGGAAGAUAGAACUCAUCAGCAACAACGCCCCGACGACAACAGGGUUCAAGACAUGGAAGAAGAGAGUUCUUCGUCUGAAGAUGAGGGGCCUCCGGAGCCCCCCAGAGCUGGAGAGGAAGCCCCAUUACCACCUCGCCCAGAUCGUGUGGUGGUAAAGAAAUACGAUCCAAAGCGAGCUCGUGCCCAGCCUACGCCGGCUAGCGAAGAGUGGCUGGUGUCACCAAUUACAGGAGAGAAGAUUCCAGCAAACAAAGUGGCUGAUCAUAUGAGAAUCGGUUUGCUUGACCCGCGCUGGCUGGAACAGAGGGACCGCGCUGCCGCCGAGCGAUCUGAUCGUGAUGAAGCACUUGCUCCUGGCGCUGCCAUCGAAGCAUCUCUUAAACAGUUGGCAGAGCGUCGUACUGAUAUUUUCGGUGUGGGCGAUGAGGAAACAGCAAUUGGUAAGAAGAUCGGUGAAGAAGAGAAAAGACGUGACGAGCGCGUGACGUGGGACGGGCACACGUCCAGCGUGGAGGCGGCCACGCGAGCGGCGCGCGCGCACAUCACUCUGGAAGAUCAGAUCCAACAGAUACACAAGGUGAAAGGUCUCUUGCCUGAUGAAGAGAAAGAGAAAAUUGGUCCAAAACCAGUACCAACCGCAGCUAGAGGGCAGAUGGCGCCCCGGCCUCCCCCACCGCCUGCGCCGCGCGCGCCCGCCCCCGCCCCGGCCGCCCCACAGCCUGUCCUGCUGCAACCCAUCCCUCCCCUCAUGGUCAUACCACCUCUUGCACCUCGACCUCCUCUCAUACCUACACCAGUGGGUGCACCCUAUGGCUUCCCAGUGCCAGGGGUUCCGGGAGGCGUAGGGGUUCCAGUGCCAGGAGCACCCCCCGAAGAGGAUGAGCCCGCAGCAAAGAGGCCGAGGACUGAAGAUGCGCUGGAGUCGGAGCAGACCUGGCUCGCUGCCCAUCCGGGACCAACGCCAUUGCAGGUGGUACUCCCAUCAGCUCCGGAGCGCAGUGAGUGGCGCCUGGACGGUCGCACGCUGCAGGUGUCGCUGCCGCUGUCCGCAACAGUUGCAGAGCUCAAGAAUAUACUGCAGCGCUCCACUAACAUGCCCACUGCUAAACAGAAGCUACAUUAUGAGGGUCUUUUCUUCAAAGACACUAACACACUGGCAUACUACAACGUGCCACCCGGCGCUCUCGUACAGCUGCAAGUGAAAGAACGCGGUGGAAGGAAGAAA
This is a messenger RNA of Brenthis ino (lesser marbled fritillary), 2229 nucleotides long. The record is from the annotation of a GenBank genome assembly. Lineage: Eukaryota; Metazoa; Arthropoda; Insecta; Lepidoptera; Nymphalidae.